AUGGAAAACUCGAGCGUGAUAGAAGUUUCGAUGAAUGAAACCGUGCAAGACGAAAUCCUAGUCACUUUAGUGAAAGAGAAUCCGGUGUUAUACAAUAAAAAGAACCCGAAUUAUAAAAACCAAGAAGUAAAAAAGGAUACCUGUAAAAUGAUUUCAGUACAUUGUGGAAUGUCGUCAGCUGAAGAAGUAGAAAAUAGAUGGAACCAAUUGCGAAAUUAUUUUGGAAAAAAAUUAAGAGAAAUAAAGGCAAAACCGGCCAGUGGAUCAGGUGGAGGAGAAAAAGCUAAAAAAGUAGAAUGGUAUCUCAUGGGACUUAUGUCAUUUUUGAUCCCACAUAUUAGUCACCAAAGAGGUCGUAGUUCUAUGGGAAAUCAACAUUUGUCUACAUCAUCUACAUUAUUCAAGAUUUCUUCCCCUGUACCACAGUCAUUUGUAAGCAGCAAAGGAUGCAUCAUUGAGUCUGUACAGAACAAUAGUGUAGAUGUUAUUAAUGAUAAUGCUAGCUCAGAAUGUGAGAGUUUUGUGCAGAACGAUAGUGUAGAUAUUGUUAUUGACAAUAAUGCUAGCUCAGGAUGUGAGAGUUUUGUGCAGAAUGUUAGUACAGAUAUUGUUAUUGACAGUAAUAUUAGCUCAAGAUGUGAGAGUUUCGUGCAGAACGUUAGUAAAGAUAUUAUUAUUGACAAUAAUAUUAGCUCAGAGAGUUCUAGGAGCUAUGAUUAUGUUAAAUCAAAGCCUGAAACUAAUUCUGUCCUUUUAAAAAAGAAAAAAGUCAUGCCUGAUUUAGAUGCUUUUGCAAAAAAGAGGCAGAAGAAUGAUAGUGAUGUAGAAAACCUCUUGGCACAGUCAACCUCAGUCGUAAAUAAUCUUACAACAGUUGUGCAUAAAUCUAUUUCUAAAUGUAGUCCUGACGAAAUAAAUGAACAAAAAUAUAAAGCAAAUCCUUUUGCUGAGAGCAUUGUAGCUGCAUUUGAUAAAGUGCCAAUUAUGAAACAAAUAGAUUGUUUAAUUGCUAUAUUGAAUAUAAUCAAAACUUAUCAUCAAGAUGAUUGA
This is a messenger RNA of Cyphomyrmex costatus, 1050 nucleotides long. RefSeq lists its product as uncharacterized. NCBI's taxonomy places the organism in Eukaryota, Metazoa, Arthropoda, Insecta, Hymenoptera, Formicidae. The coding region runs from base 1 to 1050 and encodes 349 amino acids. Gene Ontology annotation, cellular component: transcription regulator complex; nucleus. The record is from RefSeq and is a predicted model, not a curated record. Gene Ontology annotation, biological process: regulation of transcription by RNA polymerase II. The transcript has 3 exons.